This is a messenger RNA of Drosophila innubila, 2663 nucleotides long. RefSeq names its product putative mediator of RNA polymerase II transcription subunit 26. The transcript has 9 exons. The record is from RefSeq and is a predicted model, not a curated record. NCBI's taxonomy places the organism in Eukaryota, Metazoa, Arthropoda, Insecta, Diptera, Drosophilidae. The coding region runs from base 339 to 2582 and encodes 747 amino acids.
GCCAGAAUAUAAAUAAGCAGUGCACAGCAUCAAGCGGCUACAGUGGGCGACGGAACGUGAAGCCUGUGUGACGCUAACAAACAACUGCAACACUUGUACCAAAAUAAACAACCACAACAACCAUAACGACAACUGUAACCUGUGUGUGCGAAGGUUGCGUGUUUAUUUUGGAAAGAAUGUGCGACUUAGUGCAAGAAAUCCACGAAUAAGCAAUAUAACUGCGAAACAAACGAAGAAACCAAACGAAACGUAACGAGAAACGAAAAGUGAAAGAAGAGAAAACGUUAAGCAAAACGUCAAAUUCCAGCGGGAUUUAUUAGCAGAGGGGGGCAGCAGCCAUGACAAGCAUCAAUUGCGUGUGGUUUUGUUUGCUGCUCUGCCACAGCUGCAACAUAUUUGGAUUACUUCGUCUCGAACAGCACUUUGCCGAGGCUCUGCCCUUUGAGUACUUAGAGGAGCACGAGGAUGACUUCAACUACGACCUGGACGAAGCGCAAUCCCAGGCCAAAUACGAUGCACGUCUACUCUCCGAGCAAAUGUUGAGCGACGCUGAGCUCCAACAAAGAGCAGACAUCGAAUCCGGCAUCAGCUACAACUCCAACGUUGACGCCAACGCCAACGCCAACGCCAACUCCAAUGCCAACAUUAAGGCCAACUCGCAGUCUGGGUCUGACAACAGAGAGCAGUCGGCAGCUGGUUUCGUUGACUCCACGGCAGCUGAGGAUGACUUGGAGCCACAUAGCAGAGCUGCGGCGUGUUUUACAAAUGGCCACAAGUACACACAUGGACAGAAGGUGCCGCGUUUGGAUGCCUGUGAGGUUUGCCUCUGCAUGGACGGUGAAAUCUUUUGCUGGUGGGAGAAAUGCGAUAAGGCGACUGUAAACAGCGCUGCAGCUGGGGGAGACUAUUCAGAUCCGUAUCGACAUGAGACCACAACGCGAAAAUCAACAAAACUGCAUAAAACGGAGAGGAAAGUUGGCAAGCGGCAUAAGCAUCACAAGAAUCAAAAGAAUUUUAAUGACUAUGAAGUUUACCAUAGCCGUCAGCAGGCGACGGAUUAUAAAAAGCCAGACAUAAAGCAACAAAAACAAAGGAGCAACGAUGCCAGCCACAGCAGCAACUAUAAUAUAAUCAAGCAACAUAAACACGAACAGCAGCAGCAGCUAAAGUUGGCAACACCAGAGUCCCAGCAACAGCAGCAACAGCAACAACAGCAACAACAGCAGUUGCCAAAGCCACAACUGCAGCAACUUCAUGUGGUGGCAGUAACAGCUGUUAAUCAGGCUGCAAAGGAAGCGCAUUAUCAGCACCAAUUGCCAACGCCUCAACAGCAACAGCAACAGCAACUUGAGCAAGGGCAUGAGCUGCAGACACACGAGCAACAGCAACAACAUUUACAUACCCAUCAACCGCAUUCGUCCAGCAAGAUUUUGAAUUUUCCCGAAAACUUGCCGGCUCUUCUUUAUUAUGACUACAAGACCGAGGAGCAUGAACAUCAUCAGCAUCAGCAUCAUCAGCAGCAUUUGCUGCAUGAAAAGCAGCGACAGCAGCAACAACAACGCUUGCAACAGCAACAGCAGCAGCAACAGCAACAACAGCAGCUACAAAAGGCGAACCCAGACGUUGAACUCGGCACAGACUUGGGCAAUGAUAAAAACUUUGAUGAGGCGGAAACCGACAGCGAUAUUUUGCCAGAGCCACCAACAAAGCGACCAACAGCUGUGGCAGCAACAAUUGAAAUGAUGACAACGCCGCGUAGCGAACAUGCUGCCACUGUGGUUGCCAUGGCCAAUACAAAUCUGGAACAAGUGCAACAUCGAGCUGAGGAAAUUGAGGACACUGACGAUGCAUUUCAUCGUUGGCUGACAUCGACGGAACUCAAUGUUGACAGUACAAACACGCUUGACGAUAACUUGCCAGCCGUUGCUGUUGAGCAGGAAACGCCAGCAUCAACAAUAAUCGAUGAUGUUGGCGUUAACAGCAGCGGCAGCAGCAGCAAUGGCAGCAUUGCUGUCAAUCCGAAAGACAAUGGCAACAGGCACGGCAACAACAUAGCUGACAAUGCGGAUGCCGUGUUCUUUCGUAGCUCGUACAAUGAUUACAGCAGUGAAUUCAAUGGCAGCGUUGUCAAUAUUGACAUUACACUAACUGCAGUCGAUGUGCAUCCAAAACGGCAAACGGAUUUAAUUGCAAAUGACAACCAAACGUCAGACGUUAACGUUGCUGAAAGACAAGCAACAAUGCAGUCAACGGCAACAACGGCAGCAACAUCAACAGCAGCUACAACAACAUUAUCGUUGCCGUUUGUAGCCAUCAGCAGCAGUGGCAGCAAUCAGCACAGCGUGCCGCCCUACACGCUGACAACGAUUAUAACAACAACGCCAUUGGCCACGGGGCGUAUGUGCAAUGUGUUGGGCAAAUUGUAUAAAAUUGGGGAAAUUCUGCCACAGGACACCGGCAACUGCUUGCAAUGCAUUUGCACCGAUGCCGUGACACCUGAUGAGCUGCCCAGUGUCACCUGCAGUCCGCACAAUUGUCCGCCGCUCGUUCUGCCGGAUCUGUUCGAUGCGACUGGUUACUGAGGUUACGGGUAUGUGCUGUAAGUUGCCACCAACCCAAAUGCAAUUUUGGAUGGUUAAUUCGAAAACGAAAUGCAAGAAAAU